ACAGCUGUCAUGGCCGCGUCCAGUGCUCAAGACGCUGUAAGGAAAAGCAAUGCUGGGCUUUUUAUCCGCACGAAAAGCAGGUUUGGAGGACCCUCUUCGCUUCCGGAGAGCAGAGUCCACACGGAGGGUUUUGGGACUGGAAUUAAACAAAGACAGAGAUGUUGAAAGAAUCCACAGUAGUGGAGUUAACACCCUUGACAUUGAACCUGUUGAAAGGAGAUACAUGUUAUCAGGUGGUUCAGAUGGUGUGAUUGUACUUUAUGACCUUGAGAACUCCAGCAGAGAACCUUAUUACACAUGUAAAGCAGUGUGUUCCAUUGGCAGAAGCCAUCCUGAUGUUCACAAAUACAGUGUGGAGACUGUUCAGUGGUAUCCUCAUGACACAGGCAUGUUUACAUCAAGCUCAUUUGAUAAAACUCUGAAAGUAUGGGAUACAAAUACAUUACAAACUGCAGAUGUAUUUAAUUUUGAGGAAACAGUUUAUAGUCAUCAUAUGUCACCAGUUGCCACCAAGCACUGUUUAGUAGCAGUCGGUACUAGAGGACCCAAAGUACAACUUUGUGACUUAAAGUCUGGAUCCUGUUCUCACAUUCUACAGGUUGUAUUUGCAGGUCACAGACAGGAAAUAUUGGCAGUUUCCUGGUCACCACGAUAUGACUAUAUCUUGGCAACUGCCAGUGCUGACAGUAGAGUAAAAUUAUGGGAUGUGAGGAGAGCAUCAGGAUGUUUGCUUACUCUUGAUCAACAUAAUGGAGAAAAGUCACAAGCUGCUGAAUCAGCAAACACUGCUCAUAAUGGGAAAGUUAAUGGCUUAUGUUUUACAAGCGAUGGGCUUCACCUCCUAACUAUUGGUACAGAUAAUCGAAUGAGGCUCUGGAAUAGUUCCAAUGGAGAAAAUACAUUAGUAAAUUAUGGAAAAGUUUGUAACAACAGUAAGAAAGGAUUGAAAUUCACUGUUUCCUAUGACUGCAGUUCAGAAUUCGUUUUUGUACCAUAUGGUAGCACCAUUGCUGUUUAUACAGUUUACUCAGGAGAACAGAUAACUAUGCUUAAGGGACAUUAUAAAAGUGUUGACUGCUGUGUAUUUCAGUCUGAUUUCCAGGAACUUUAUAGCGGUAGCAGAGACUGCAAUAUUCUUGCCUGGGUACCAUCCUUAUACGAACCACUUCCUGAGGAAGAUGAGACUAAAACCAAGUCACGGUUAAAUCCAGUCUUUGAAGAUGCCUGGAGCAGUGAUGAGGAAGGAUGACUGUCAGCCUUGAGGACCUUUGUGUUUCUAAUGAUGAAACUUUUUAAACAGCACUGGUUGUGUGUAGAGUUUUUGAACUAUUUGUUCUAUUCCUAAAAAUUAAAUUAGCCCUGAAUUUGGGUGAUAUUUUUCACUGAAGUUUUAAAACGAGGUUAAUAUUUGUAUGAAAUCCUAAACAGACUUUGAGGCAUUUAUUUAAUUAAAACUGGUCCCCUUGAUCCUGCAGUGGCCAGGCAGCCCAUUGCUACAGUAAAAGAACAGAAGUUGUAGUGUCUCCACUUGGGUCUUGAACAGAUCAUAUGAAUGUAGAAAACAGUCUGAGAGGAUCACCAGCGCCCACUUCCUCCAGUAACUGGCUGCACCAUUAACCUGCUCACCUCCACCUGCAAGGGUGAUUUUAUAAAGGAUUAUCACAUAAAACAAUGAUAGUUAAAAAAGUAGCAUUGAAAGUAUUUGUCCUUUUUAAUUUUCCUAUUACAUCGCUUUUUCUCAAUUUUUAUUUUUUAUUAGUACAUAUU
Messenger RNA from Fukomys damarensis (Damara mole-rat), 1767 nucleotides. RefSeq names its product ERCC excision repair 8, CSA ubiquitin ligase complex subunit (gene Ercc8). Gene Ontology annotation, cellular component: Cul4A-RING E3 ubiquitin ligase complex; nucleotide-excision repair complex. Gene Ontology annotation, biological process: transcription-coupled nucleotide-excision repair; proteasome-mediated ubiquitin-dependent protein catabolic process; protein polyubiquitination. Gene Ontology annotation, molecular function: protein binding. NCBI's taxonomy places the organism in Eukaryota, Metazoa, Chordata, Mammalia, Rodentia, Bathyergidae. The coding region runs from base 50 to 1249 and encodes 399 amino acids. The transcript is spliced from 12 exons. The record is from RefSeq and is a predicted model, not a curated record.